UGUCAAAGUAAUGUCACUGUCAUAAAAUUCAAGUUUCAACAAGUUUUAUUCAUUUCAAAAAUAAGUGAAACUAGGUAGAAUAAAAAGGAAAUUGUUGUGUAGAAUUCCCUUCAAAAGUUUAAAACUAUAUAAAUAUGGGAGACCAUGAUGAUAUUGAAGACAAUCAGUAUCCAGAUAAUGAUGAAUUCAUGCCAUACGCUACAGCCGGUAAUUUGCCACAAAAAAACGGCGCGAAAGUUGCUAUCUGGGGUAAAGUAACAAAAGUUACCGCUAAUGAAGGAUUCUAUAUUAAAACUGUAGAUGAUCAAGAGAUUCUUAUAAGAUUAAAGAGGCCACUUAGUGAAUCUUUGGAAGGAUGGUACGAGAUAUACGGAGUUUCACAAGGCAAGAGUGUAUUGUGUGAUGAAUAUGUUCCGUUUACUGACGACAUGACAAAGAAUAUUGAUACUGAAGGCCAUAAAAAUCUUGCAAAGUUGCUGGCGGCUUUGGAAGACCCUUGGAAUCUGGGAGAGAAUCCAAGUGAUAUGAAUGGAGUGACUCCAAUGGAGUAAUCCUGAAAUGGAUUAAUAAGAAGAAAGAUUUAUGUCAUGUUCAUUUCACAUAUAAAUCUUAAGAGUAACUCGAAAAGUACAAAUGUUUGAAAAACUGAAUCUAAAAGUUGUAUUGAUUUCUUUAAAUAUAGGAUUUGGUCGAGUAACAAACUUACAAAUAUAUAUGUAAACAAAUUUGUCUUAAUUGUUAAACUAAACUUAAGAAUACUAAAUUUGAGUUUGCUAUUCAUUGGCUGAACUUUGAUUCCAUAGAUUCUUGUUCAUUUGUUAAACUAGAAUUGUUACAAAUAUACGAAAUAUUAUCAUAAGGAUAUUAGAUUUGUAAGUUUUCAUAUUAAAUGUUUUUGUAAUAUA
This is a messenger RNA of Papilio polytes (common Mormon), 905 nucleotides long. RefSeq lists its product as uncharacterized. Gene Ontology annotation, biological process: DNA repair; DNA recombination; DNA replication. Lineage: Eukaryota; Metazoa; Arthropoda; Insecta; Lepidoptera; Papilionidae. The transcript has a single exon. Bases 135 to 551 code for a protein of 138 amino acids. Gene Ontology annotation, cellular component: nucleus. Gene Ontology annotation, molecular function: DNA binding. The record is from RefSeq and is a predicted model, not a curated record.